CAUCUAUAUUGAGCUGUGCAUAACAUAUAAAUCAGGUGGAGAACCUGUCACCACACUGUUUGGAGGUAAAGCUGUAAAAAUGAAGAGGUUCAUUUUUCUGAUUUUUAUCAUAUCUCUCAGCCAUGGCGACCCUAGAGGAAAACUAUAUGAAAGAGAUAGAGUUUGCCAGGAAUUUACAAAGUUUGGAACAGAAAAAUUCUCUGCCAUGGCGGUCAUCAUGAACAGCAGAAAGUAUUCCAAUGCUACUUUUGAAGAAAUAGGUCACCUAGUGAAAGCCAUAGGCUCACUGGUAGCCACAUGCUGCGCCAAAGGAGCUGCCGCUGACUGUUAUGACAAUAGGGCUUCUGCCUUGUCUGCCAAGUCUUGUGAUCCGAAGUCUCCAUUCCCUAAACAUCCUGGGGUUGGAAGUUGUUGUCUUCACAAGGGUCUUGAAAGAAAACUGUGUUUGGCUGACUUAAAACAACCUCCAAAGGAAUUUCCAACAUAUGUGGAACAGUCUAAUGAAGAAGCUUGUAAUGCCUUUAAGACUGAUGCACAAGCAUUUUCCACAAGAUUUUUAUAUGAAUAUUCCAGCAAUUAUGCACAAACUCCACUUCCUGUUAUCCUCAAUUCCACAGAGAACUACUUGAGCAUGGUUAAGGAUUGCUGCACAUCUGACAAGUCUACAUCAUGUUUUCUCAGAAAGAAACUUGAAAGGCAGCCACUGCAUUUACUUACUGUGAUGUCCAACAGGCUAUGUUCUCGCUUUGCCAGUUAUGGGGAAGAUAAAUUAAAAUUCAGUGCUUCAAUAAUGUUCAGUCAAAAGGUUCCUUCUGCUGACUUUAAGGAUGUGAUGACACUUGCGGAGCAAGGCACCCAAGUGCUUGCCAGCAGUUGUGGUUUCUUUACAGAAAAGAAUAUCGAGAAUGAGCUAUCUGAACAUGUUAAACAGGUAUGCCACACACUUUCCAAAGAUGAGAGGAUUUCUGCUUGCUGCAAGAAAUCAUCAAUAGAUGCUCUCCUCUGCUUACAUUCCAUGCCAGCUGCUGAACCUAUUAAACUUUCGACACUUCAACUGCCAACCAGUGAAAAACUGUGCAAGAAAGGCAAAAAUCAGGAGCUUAACAAGUACAUGUACGAGUUAGCAAGGAGAAAUACUAAGCUGCCAGAAGUGUUUAUUGAUAAGCUGUAUGAGUCUAUGGCAGAUGUGAUACAGAAAUGCUGCAGCUCUGAAAAUGCUAAUUCCUGCCUGCAAAAGAAGAAAACGCAACUGAGUGAAGAAAUUAAAACAUAUAUCAGUGAAGGCAAUGAGCUGUGUGGAGACUACAAUAAAUACCAGUUUUCUGAAUUCAAGGCGAGGAUAAUUAAGACUUUCAGCAGCAGGACUCCAAAACUAACACCAAAGAAGGCGGAAGAAGUAGCAGAAGAGAGAGCAAAUCUAGCAUCAACGUGCUGUAUAAUAAAUGCACCUCCAGUGUACUGCAAGGAGAAGAUAAACAAAGUAUUUCGAAAGUUGUGUAAUCGGGAACCUUGCAUUCUACAAUAGGAACAUGGUUUGCUGCCAGUUUUAAAAUCCAGAGAAGAAGGAGAACGUGAUAUAGAUCACGAGCUUGGUCUACCAUGAAAAUACUGCAAUGUUCCUCUCAGAAAAUGUUUGUUACCACAUAUAUUUUAUAUAUGAUGGAUAUGAAAUAAAAUAUGUUGAUGUUA
Messenger RNA from Bufo gargarizans (Asiatic toad), 1689 nucleotides. It is a transcript of the gene GC, whose product is annotated as GC vitamin D binding protein. Bases 80 to 1525 code for a protein of 481 amino acids. Gene Ontology annotation, biological process: vitamin transport. The record is from RefSeq and is a predicted model, not a curated record. Lineage: Eukaryota; Metazoa; Chordata; Amphibia; Anura; Bufonidae. Gene Ontology annotation, molecular function: vitamin D binding; vitamin transmembrane transporter activity. The transcript is spliced from 13 exons. Gene Ontology annotation, cellular component: blood microparticle; cytoplasm.